CCCAAAACUUUGGGACGGGAGCAAGGAGCCGGCGGGAAAGGUGCUAUAAACACAUAUUAUAUUGUUGGCUUUUCGCAGAUAUUAGGAUGAAUGCUGUAUGUAUAAUGUUAAAAUAACUUUGCUUUUAUUUCUGCUAUUAACAAAACCAUAGACACAGCAGUAGUGGCAGCAGAUGUAGUUAUGAGUAAACUGUCUGUUUGGUCGGGAUAACAUCCAGCGAACGUGCGAUGAGGAUCCUGCUACUGAUACGCCAACUAUUAGCAUCUGACAUCUGAAGAGAGUGUGGACCAAGGACCAAAGUGAAAGUGAUAAAGAGGAACCAAAGCCACACCCAAGCGACCUACAUGCUCCAAAAAGGCGGACCCAAGGAGGGGCCGUGUGAAAUAGUUCCCGGAAUAUAUAGACUGGUUUAUGGAUAUGCAUAAGGGUCUAUGAAGAUGCAAAAGACUGAGGAGAGUGAAGGCGUUUCUCACAAAGGGAAGCCGGGGAGCGCAACGAGGUGCACGCUACAGGAAGCCGCGGCCUCCGGUGAUAAAUAGGAAAGCCGGGAGCACAGGAUGUGUUUCGGGAGAGCUCGGCGGGACAGCGGGAUGUGACCGCCGGAGGUGACUCCGCUGGUCAUUUGUCCGUUUGUCCGGCGGGAUGGCCACCCGGGCGCUCCUGCUGCUGCCGCUGCUGGCCUGGAGCUGCGGAGGGGAGGACGUGGAGGUGCUGUGCGCCGACAGCGCCUGCUAUACUUUGCACCGGGAUGAGAGCAGCUGGAAAAGCGCCCAGGAGCGCUGCAAGGAUAACGGGGGCAACCUGGCGCCGGUGGGCAGCGCCGGCGAGGCCGCGCGGCUGCGGGAGCUGCUGGCCAGAGCCGACUGGGCCGGCCCGGCCUGGCUCGGGCUUGCCCUGCCCCGGGGUCACUGCGUGCGGCCGCAGGAGCCGCUGCGAGGCUUCUCCUGGGUGGCCGGCGGGGCGCCGGGCAACUUCUCGGAGUGGGCAUCUGAGCCGGCGGUCACCUGCGUGAGCGCCCGCUGUGCCGCCCUGCGGCCGCCCGGCCCGCACGGCCCCGGCGGCUGGGCGGACCGCGCCUGCCGCAGCACGCUCCCGGCUUUCCUCUGCAAGUUCAGCUUCCAGGGCAUGUGCGGGCUCCUGCCGCUGGCCGGCCGCGGCACGGUCACCUACACCGCCCCGUUCGGUGUGCGCAGCGCCCGCCUGGCCGCCGCUCCCUUCGGGACGCUGGCCGAGGUGGAGUGCGACAGCGGCCGAGCUUCGGCCUUCGCCGUCUGCAAGGGGCCGCUAGACGGGGGUGGCUUCGCCUGGCACCCGCCGGGUCCCCUGUGCCCGGUCAACUGCGGCCGCCACAACGGCGGCUGCCAGCAGCUCUGCCUGGAUGUGCCCGGCGAGUCCCCGCGCUGCGCCUGCCGACCCGGCUACGUGCUGGCCGCCGACAUGGCCUCCUGCGUUCCCGAGGAUUCCUGCCAUCCCAAUCCCUGCCAGGGAUCCUGCCGGGCGCUGCCCGGCGGCUUCGAGUGCGGCUGCGAGCCUGGCUACGUCCUGGCAGCCGACGGCCGCGGGUGCUCGGAUGUGGACGAGUGCGAGUCGGGGCCGUGCCAGCACCAGUGCCACAACUUUCCCGGCGGCUUCCAGUGCCACUGCCGGCCCGGGUACAGCUCCGCGGGGCCCGCUGGCCACCACUGCCACGACGUGGAUGAGUGUGCCCAGCCCGACGCGUGCCCGCAGCUCUGCAUCAAUAUUCCCGGCUCCUUUCGCUGCACUUGCCGGCCCGGCUUCCAGCGGCAGCCGGGAGGAGAGUCCUGCCUGGAUGUGGAUGAAUGCCUGCGGGAUCCGUGUCCCGGCGCCUGCCGCAACUUCCCCGGCGGCUACGAGUGCCUGUGCCCGCCUGGCUUCCUCCGGGACGACGAUGGCCACGGCUGCAGCCCCGGAGACGCGAUCCCAAGCAGCAUCCCACAGAGCUCCGGCAUCCCACCGAGCGCCAGCAGCACCCCACAGAGCUCCACCAUCAUCCCAGAAAGCUCCAGCAUCCCACAGAGCUCCGGCAUCCCACGCACCGCGCGCAUCCCAUGGACCACGAGCAUCCCUCGUACUCUGGGAAUGCCCACCGCGGGACUGGGAGUCGGCUCGGACGAGCACAGCGCCGACGGCCCGCGGCUGCUGCUCUAUUACAUCGUGGGCAGCCUGGUGGCCAUCCUGCUCCUGCUGGCGUUCGCCCUGGCGCUCGUGGCUUGCAGGAAAAGGGCGGCCAAAAGGGAGAAGCCGCCGGCCAAAAACGCGGCCGAUAAUUAUUGCUGGGUGCCCGAGCAGCCCGAGAGCUGCGGGGAGCGCAGCACAUCUUGAUCUGUGGCCUCCUUAGGGAAUUGUCCAGGGACCGGUGAAUCCCACAAGUUGGAGCAGGAUAAUUUGGUGCCCCGUCUUCCAGAAGAGAUGGGAUGUUCAUCCUGCUCCUAGGAAUUUUUUGUAAUGGAUGAGUGUUUUGCUUUCCCAGAAUGAAACUCUUGGAUUUACAGCAUAAAGUUAUCCCAACACCUCUCUCCAGAUGAAAUUCCAAGAAAACUUGAACAAAAAUAUGUUUCUAGUGGGUUUAAAUAAAGAUAUUCCUAAAAAUC
Molecule: messenger RNA, 2612 nt
Organism: Taeniopygia guttata (zebra finch)
Lineage: Eukaryota; Metazoa; Chordata; Aves; Passeriformes; Estrildidae
Gene: CD93
Product: CD93 molecule
Molecular function (GO): calcium ion binding
Source: RefSeq, a predicted model, not a curated record